Molecule: messenger RNA, 936 nt
Organism: Lachancea sp. 'fantastica'
Lineage: Eukaryota; Fungi; Ascomycota; Saccharomycetes; Saccharomycetales; Saccharomycetaceae
Source: the annotation of a GenBank genome assembly
AUGGCUCUUAGUGCCAGACACUCAUGGCUAGCGCUGCUAUCGUUCGCUUUCAUAGUGUUGUCUUUGGGCUACACGUACGUUAUUUUGAUAACGCCAGAAGCAAAAUUACCGUCGAUUGCCACGGAAAGAACCCUUAAUGGCAGUGAAAAAGAACGUUGGAUCUUUGUGGGUGAUGUGCAUGGCAUGUACGAUGAGUUUGAAGAUUUGAUGUCACUUGUGGAUGCCACAAGACCCGGUACCAACGUGGUGCUGCUGGGAGACUUUAUAGCGAAAGGUCCGCAAUCGCACAAAAUGGUGCAAUAUCUCGAAGAAAACUCCGAGAGAACGCAUUGCAUAUUGGGGAACCACGAGAUUAAUGUGAUGUUUGCGUAUCUGAACAAACGGGACUUGAAAAGACGGUUAUCCCGCAAGCAUCCUAAUUGGGAUCCGCUGGUCUUCGAUACGGAAGAUUACGUCCCGCCACACGAUCAGGUCAAUAACCAGCAUAAGGUUUUGGCACAGCGAUUGGGCAACGCAAAGCUUGCGUCUAUAGCGUCUCUGUGCUCUGCUGAGCUCCAGAUCCAUUUGGAGCCUUCCCAGGAGACGCUCAUCGCGGUUCACGCAGGACUGGCACCAGACUUUGAGAAUAAAAGGCCAAGUAUCCGGGACAUUACCACAAUGAAAUACAUGCUUCCCAAGGACCAUUCGAAAACUUCCAAAUACAAGUUUGCCAAGUCACGUCGCUGGUACAAGUUAUGGACUGCAGAAAGCGCGCCAGAAAACGUAACCGUGCUUUACGGCCAUGACGCCAGUAAGGGUCUCAAUCUCAGAAAACAAACUAAGGGUCUGGACUCCGGGUGUGUAGGGGGUGGGAAACUGACCGCUCUUGAGUAUUUCUAUCAAGACGGCAGAUAUCAUAAUCAUUUGCAUCAUGUCAGAUGCAGACAAUACAUAUAG